AUGGUUGCGAAAGAAACUUGUCAAACGUCACCUCCCAAAUUACUGGCCAGGGCCAAUUCAGGUACAGCAGGAACAUCAUUUCUCCGCGGCCCCAAAAUGAUCUAUCUUUAUCGUGGGUACAGAAGCAAUUCAAAGACGUCUAACUCUUCUCGUGACACCGAGGAGCGCUUGUGGAGCUCCGAUGCGAAUGAGCCGGAUAUCAUCGACUUCAACUGGGUGAAGGUUACGCUUCUCGGACCAAGUUAUGGCUCUUUGAAUUCUUGGCCAGGACCAGCUGAGGCUUUCGCUAGCCUUUCGCAAGGUAACGGCACUCUUGCAGCUAUUUUGAAACAAGUAUGUGCAUCCCUUGUGAAUCAUCCUGCGGUCAGGAUUGCAAGCCAAGCCUCAAUGAUCAAGAUGACCGACGAAGAACAUCCUCACAAUGUGAUUUCAAGCGAGCCUUUGUCAAGCUCGUUUGACCCAAGCGAUCCUAUCUUGACUUUGCUACCAGAGGAGCAUGAUUCCAGCAGGAGAACAGACAAUGCGUUACUCUCAACAUGA
Molecule: messenger RNA, 540 nt
Organism: Pseudocercospora fijiensis CIRAD86
Lineage: Eukaryota; Fungi; Ascomycota; Dothideomycetes; Mycosphaerellales; Mycosphaerellaceae
Exons: 5
Coding region: 1-540 (179 amino acids)
Source: RefSeq, a predicted model, not a curated record